Messenger RNA from Lodderomyces oxycetoniae, 1668 nucleotides. RefSeq lists its product as uncharacterized. Gene Ontology annotation, cellular component: cytoplasm. Lineage: Eukaryota; Fungi; Ascomycota; Pichiomycetes; Serinales; Debaryomycetaceae. The coding region runs from base 1 to 1668 and encodes 555 amino acids. The record is from RefSeq and is a predicted model, not a curated record. The transcript has a single exon. Gene Ontology annotation, biological process: protein phosphorylation. Gene Ontology annotation, molecular function: ATP binding; protein serine/threonine kinase activity.
AUGAGAGUAGAGUCUAGUGAUGAGCUAGAAGUAUUUGAAGAAGUAGGACGAGGCGGAUUUGGAGUUGUAUACCGAGGGAUAAUUAAAUCGAGCCAGGAAGAAGUUGCAAUUAAGCAAAUAGAUUUAGAACAAGAUGCAACAGAUUUAAUUGAAAUCAAUAAGGAAAUUCAGAUAAUGAGUGAAUGUAGGUCACCGCAGAUUACAUCGUAUUAUGGGUCAUUUGUUAAAAACUACAAAUUGUGGGUAGUCAUGGAAUUUGUUGAUGGCGGGUCUAUAUUUGAGUUAUUGAAGGCUGGGACUAUUGAUGAAACGACGAUUUCUAUAAUUGUUUUGGACAUUGUCCUGGCAUUGAACUAUCUACAUAAUCAAGGUAAAAUACAUCGUGAUUUGAAAAGCCAGAAUAUUCUAAUCAACAAGCAUGGAGAGAUUAAACUAACCGAUUUUGGGGUUAGCACUCAGUUAAGCUCGAGUUUUUCCAAAAGAAAUACAACAGUAGGUACACCAUAUUGGAUGGCUCCCGAAGUUAUUCUCAACUCCAAUGGCGGUCACAGUUUUAAAGCAGAUAUUUGGUCUCUUGGAUGUUGUUGCUACGAAAUGUUUACUGGGAAACCACCCUUACAGAACCAUUAUGCACCGAUGAAGGCACUACGAAAAAUAUCACAAUGUGAACAAAAUGGCGAUUUCAUCAAGAUGAUUGAACUAGACAAGUUGGAGAUCAGUGACGAGUUUAGAGAUUUCCUCAAGAGCUGCUUUAUUGAAGAUGCAAAGAUUCGAUAUAACGGUAAAAAAUUGAUUAAGCACAAGUUUUUAAAUCGUAAAAUAUCCAAUAGUCGAAAGUUUGUAAAAAAGUUGAUUACUAGAAAACAGUUGUGGAAUCAAGAAAACCAAAGCAUUAGGAAGCAGAACUUUUAUGUGCCAACAAAUAUUUAUAGAAAUCAAGUACAGUGGAAUGGCGAGGGGACAGGGACAAUGGACAAAAUGGGGGUACAAUUUGACAUCAGCUUAAUUGAGGAGGAAGAGGAGGAGGAAGAAAAAGAGAAUGAGCAGAAGAAGGUGGAUGAAAAAGAGGAUGUGCAGAAGAAGGUGGAAGAAAAAGAGGUCGAGCAGAGGAAGGAGGAAGAAAAAGAGGAUGAGCAGAGGAAGGAGGAAGAAAAAGGGGAUGAGCAGGCAGCGGUGGAAGAAGAAGAAGAAGAAGAAGAAGAAGAAGAAGCUCCAAUACAAACUACUACAACAUCGUUACUUACCAGAAAUGUUUGUGAACAAUUCUACAAAGGAAUACUCAAUAAAUCACUUAUAAAACUCGAUGCGAGAUUAAACUUAACAAAGAAUCAACGAGACCAAAUAGCACGGUUAAAUAAAGAUAUGAUGUCACUCAUUUUUGAAAAAGACAACAAAAUAGUUUUAUUUCAGUUUCUUCGGAUAGUUUUCAAAGAAUUGAGUAAAGAAAGAAACCAAUCAUUGGGUAAAUUGAUACUUCCAAGCAGUUUGAAAAAUAGAGAUUUACGAGAUAGUCCAUGGUCAAACACAGCAUCCGUUGCGACAUCUACCAUGAAUGCUGCUGCUGCGCAAUUUGAAGCUAAAGAUGAAUUAGUGUGGCCAAGCCGAUUUGACGAGAUUGAGAAAAGUUUAAUGGAUUCAUGGAUUAAACGAAUGAAGGAAGCUCACUGA